AAAAUCGAUUCUUGAAUUGCAGUAGCGAACUCAGUGUUGUGAACGAUUCACAUGCAACAAUCUAAUCGAAUAUUGUUUAUUAUUUUACCGUGAAUAAUAGACAGAUAUACAUUGAUAUAUCGCGCGUAUAUUUAAAGGUGCAGACAUGAGUUCAUUCGACCUCUACGGUCUGAUAGCGCCGGUGUUUACACCGUUGGAUGCGGCUGGGGAGGUAGACUAUGACGUCAUCCCCAAAUACGCCAAGUAUCUAUCGAAACAAAAAAUUACCGGAAUUUUGGUUGGAGGCACCACAGGUGAAUUCGCGUCACUUGACAUAGAGGAAAGGAACAAUAUACUAGAUGCCUGGGUGAGCGUGGCGAAGCCCUACAACCUCAAGGUGCUGGCCCAGGUCGGCGGAGCACCCUUGCCUGACGUCAUUAAAAUGGUGAAAUUUGCUGACAAGCGGAACGUUGAUGCGAUAAUGACGCUUCCAGAGCUCUACUUCCGUCCCCGGACCGCUGACCAGCUCGUGGCAUAUCUGGAAGUGGUCAGCAGUGCUGCACCCAGCCUGCCUCUCCUAUACUAUCACUUUCCGAUGAUGACUGGAGUAAAUGUUAAUGUGGCGGAGUUCUUCACAAUAGCAAAAAGCAGAUUACCAAAAUUCAUGGGAAUGAAAGCGGAUUUGGAAGUGGCAACCCACGUGGCCGACCAGCUAACAGAUGGCCGAGUUAUAUACGUCGCGAAUCAUCUGUUAGGGCCAUCUGCGCUCAUGGGCCACGACUCGAGCAUCGCCACAGUCAACAACAUAUUCCCAUCGUUAGCGAGCGACAUAGUACGGUUGACAACGAAAGGCGAAGUCAGCCAGGCCAAAAAACUGCAGGAGAAGUUGAACUCACUGGUUGAUGGAAUUACGUGUAAUGGAGACUUCGUGCCAUCCAUGAAGGUAGCAAUGGAACUAGUGACUGGAGUCAAAGUAGGCCCACCGAGGAUGCCGCAGAAACCACUAAAUGAACUUCACAAGAGACGCGUCAAGGAACAUUUGAAACGCUAUGGUUAUUAAAAGACAUGGAAGCAGGAAGUUCCCAAGAAUUCAUAUUGAUUAUUGUAAAAAUACAUUUAUUUAAUUUAUUAAAUUAUUAUCCAUUAAUCUUUGAAAAGUAAUAGAGGCACUUUUAGUUUUAAUUAAUAAAAAAAAUUAAGAUAAAUUUAAGGAAGACAUUUAUGUUAUUGUAAUGUUUAUGUAAAUAGCUUUUGUGAGUAGAAUUAUAAAGAUUAAAGUGUUAAAAAGCCA
This is a messenger RNA of Zerene cesonia (dogface butterfly), 1270 nucleotides long. Its product is annotated as N-acetylneuraminate lyase-like. Gene Ontology annotation, biological process: N-acetylneuraminate catabolic process. The coding region runs from base 146 to 1039 and encodes 297 amino acids. The record is from RefSeq and is a predicted model, not a curated record. Gene Ontology annotation, molecular function: 4-hydroxy-tetrahydrodipicolinate synthase activity; N-acetylneuraminate lyase activity. The transcript is spliced from 7 exons. Lineage: Eukaryota; Metazoa; Arthropoda; Insecta; Lepidoptera; Pieridae.